Molecule: messenger RNA, 813 nt
Organism: Centropristis striata (black sea bass)
Lineage: Eukaryota; Metazoa; Chordata; Actinopteri; Perciformes; Serranidae
Exons: 6
Coding region: 1-813 (270 amino acids)
Biological process (GO): cell surface receptor signaling pathway
Cellular component (GO): plasma membrane
Source: RefSeq, a predicted model, not a curated record
AUGAUUGUGUUGUGGGUGACACUGCUUCUCCUUCAUCAGGGACAUACGCUGACUCCAGUAACCACAGUUCAGCUUGGUGAACCUGCAACCUUGACAUGCGUUUCUCCUGAUGAAAAGUUGAGUGCUAGAAAAGUCCACUGGUACAAACAGAGUGCCAGGGAGACUCUGAAAUUGGUUGUGUCAAUGUGGAAUUUAAAACCUCAGUAUGCGCCAGAGUUUCCUGCAUCGAGGUUCGUGCUAAAUCAUGAUAAGAAGUCAAGUAACCUGACCAUCCUGAAGACGACUGAAGAAGACGAGGGGAUGUAUCAGUGGUGCAAAAAGACUCGGAAGACGUCAAACUACACUGUUGUUCAGCCGCCAGCGUCUGAUCCGGUCCGAGCAGGAGCCCCGAUGACUCUGCAGUGUUCAGUCCUCUCUGACUCUGAGACAAAGACGUGUCCUGGAGAUCACAGCGUGUUCUGGUUCAGAGCUGGGGCUAAAGAAUCUCAUCCAAACAUCAUCUACACUGAUGGAAGAACAAGCAAUGAAUAUAAAGGUUCAGAAGUGAUUUUCCUGCUGUGUGUCAUCCAGGCUUUAAGUCUGACUGUGAUCAUCUGCCUCAUUUAUGCCCUCAAGAAUAAAGAGUCUGGUUUUUACAACGCUGCUGUUGCCGUGCAAAAACACAGGAGUGGUCAGCAGAGAGAUGAGGACGCACAGUUUUAUUCUGCUGUUGUCUUCACCAUGAUGAAAACUGGAUGUGAUGCAAUGAAGGAGAAAAACGCAGCAGAGAGACAGAGGAUCUACGCUGCUGUCAAAGCUUUUGGGUUGGAUUAG